Messenger RNA from Pararge aegeria (speckled wood butterfly), 2271 nucleotides. Its product is annotated as deoxynucleoside kinase-like. The transcript has 5 exons. Gene Ontology annotation, molecular function: deoxynucleoside kinase activity; ATP binding. Lineage: Eukaryota; Metazoa; Arthropoda; Insecta; Lepidoptera; Nymphalidae. Bases 174 to 869 code for a protein of 231 amino acids. Gene Ontology annotation, cellular component: cytoplasm; mitochondrion. Gene Ontology annotation, biological process: nucleobase-containing compound metabolic process. The record is from RefSeq and is a predicted model, not a curated record.
UAGAUGGAUUUUGGCGCCUUGCGGUUGUCAAUGUGAAAUUUGGAUUUUUACCUAAAUUACGCAAAUCUAUAAAUUUUCGUACCAAAGCCAUACCAUUUCCUUGCCGUUUACUGCUGUGCUUUUGUAAAGUUCCUAUUCUAAAAAAGCCUUACCAUUGAAUCAGUAGUACGGCAAUGUCGAAUAAUAUAAAAAACAUAACAAAUGCAGCUCGCGUGGUAAAUAAAAGGCCUUUCAGAGUUUCUAUCGAAGGUAACAUAGGUUCCGGUAAAUCUACGUGCAUUAAAUACUUCGACAAAUAUCCUAAUGUCGAGAAGCAUGCGGAACCCAUAGCUGAAUGGCGCAACGUCAGCGGUCACAACCUGUUAGGGCUUCUCUAUAGUGACAUGAAUGAAUGGAGCUUUGCGUUCCAGCACUAUGUGCACCUUAGCCGCCUCAAGAUACAGACCAGCCCGCCCUCGAACCCUAAUAUCACCGUUAAAAUGUUUGAGAGAUCCGUACAAAACAGCAGGCACUGUUUUGUUGAGAAUUCCAAGAAGCAAGACUUCCUUAAGGAUCCAGAGUAUCAAGUUCUACUACAAUGGUUUGAUUACACUGAGAAAUAUUUAGAUAUCAGCUUAGAUCUUAUAGUAUAUUUAAGAACAACACCAAAAACUGUUUGGGAGAGGAUGAUGAAGCGCGGGAGAGCUGAGGAGUCUGAGGUGCCUUUGGAGUAUUUAGAACAAGUACACGAGUCGUACGAGAACUGGUUGAGUAGCCCCGACAUCGGCUGUGAGGUGCUGACGAUUGACGCCGACCGAGGCCUGGACUGCGUCAGAGAAGAUCUGGAUAGAUACAGCUAUAAGAUACUUGGUGGAAACCAUACUAAUUAAUAUGAUAUGUAGCAUAACCUAUCAAUGGAUAGUUCCAUACUGUCAAGCUACUAUUGCUUUAUCAUCAUAGAAUUCAUAAGGCCUACUUUAGAAGCACUUUUAACUUCAAAUCUGUCUAUUUUUAGUGUUUUUUUUUUAAUUUAAAUUUGACUGAUAAUGUUUCAGAACUGUUUAUAUUAAUAUAACAAAAAUAAUUUCGUGGAAAAACCAUUUUACUUUAAAGUUAGAUGAACGGCCGCUGUCAAGACAUGGGUCUUUUGAAGUUUCAAAUUCAAAGUCUGCAGCUUCUUGUGUCAAGCGGGUCUCUGAGAGGGGCUUUCCAACUGUUGCAUAUGAGGUCACAAUUCCAGCACCUUGGGACCCUAAGAUCCUUCAGUUCUCUUGCUACUAUAGAUUUCAUUAGAUUUCUUAAUUCCUGAUAAGAUCAUGCAGAAUGUAACAGAGUUAAACUCUCUCCAACGCCCGUUGAUUCCUUUUUACACAACCCAUUUCUGGUUUCUUGAAUGUUAAGCCAUAGAUGCUUUUGAGCUUUCAAAUUUAAAUAUGGUACUUACACAGAUAUUUUGAAAUGUUAGUUACUCAGUUUGGGACGCUUUCGCUCGUGUGAGUAAGUUUGUCAUUUCGAAAGUGCAGUAAUAAACUUAUAAUUGAUUUAAUUUAAUUAAUCUAGAAUUUAUUUUUGCGAGGCUUGUGUAUAUACAUUAAGAUAAUAUUUAGAUUGCAUUGAUACUUUAAUUGCAAAUGAAAUACAUGCAAACCUCUGUGAUCCCCCUGAGUCCUGAUCCAAGUAUGUAGUGUAUUAUGUAUGGACAGAUUAUAUGUAGCUUAUAUGUAAAAGUAUCGAAUUCCAAAAAUUAUGAUUGACCUUGAAAACUUCAGUAUUAAGAGAGUAAAUGAGUAUAAAAUAUUAAAGUAAUUGUGUACAAAUCUAUGCACCAAAGUAUAUUUUAUUAAUGCGAAAUGUAUGCACAAUUUAUUAAAUUUAAAAAGCGAAAUUUAUUAGCCAUUAAGUUAAGAUAUUAAAUUUUUAUAUAAAUUGUAUUGUUAAACAGAUAAUACCAUAGUCUAUUUUAAUAUGAAUAAUCAAUUUAAAAGUUGUUUAACCUUAUAAUGACAUUGUUGAAUAUACAACAUGAAAUGAUUUUCAAUUAUUUUGCCUUUGACUGGCCCAACUCAAUUAAAUUUUUGCACUAUAAUCAAUGAAAAAAAAAAAUCUUAACACACACACAAUAUAUUCAUUGAACUAGGAACUCUUCCAUUUAUUCAAUUUUAAGUUUUUGAUAUUAAUCCUAAAAUAAUUAUAUUGUUUUAUUCAUUGAUUACGAUCAUGUUUCUAGUAAGAUGAUUGAUGUUAUUUGACUGAACAGGUGACAUAAAAUAAAUUUUCUUCAAAUGCAUUAUA